CCAUAAUGGCGGAAAUAACGCGGAGCUAACAAUCCGGCAAACGUUUUAGAAAGGCACAUAAACAUUUCUCAUUCUGUAUUCAGCUCAAAUGGCAGAAGAUGUUAAGAAACGUCAGUGAAAAAUGGUUCAUUAUAAUUGACGCGGGCAACUAGUGAAGGAGUGACACCGCCCGUACGAACCGCAAGGAUAUUAAAAACGAACGACGAGCUCUCCGUGCCAUCCGCGGAAGAAAUUAACAGGACACACACAUCUUCCACUCCCAAAUGAUGAUGGAUACUACACUCUGACCAGCAAUUUGUAUACACUCAUCCUGAAAGUGAGCCACACACAGGCGUGUGCACAGGAUAAUAUAUUUAUUGGCAUUUGAAUUAAAAGGCUGAAGUUAUUGCAAGAUGGAGAACUGCAGCUUCCAGAGCCAGCUACUGUCCGUCAUGGAGGUCCUGGCCAAGGCGGCUGUGGCGGAGAUAAACCGGCGUGUGGAUGACAGCUGCGCGGUGCUCCGGCUGGAGGUGAGCCAGAGCCGGCGGGACAUCGACCUGCUGAAGAGCAAGUGUGAGGUGAUGGAGGCAGAGCUGAGGAGGACCCGGAUGAGAGCCAGGAGGAAAGUGUUUUAUCCUCCAGCAGGUGAGAGAUUUUCUCCUUUAGUCAAAGUAUUGUUGAAUAAGGAGAGACAGAGCGCAGACUGGGUCAGACAGAUGGAUGCCGAGGCUCAAAAUCAACCCCAGCAGUGUGCAGACACGGAGCCUGCUAAUGAAGCUGAACAUGUACAGAUCAAAGAGGAGUGUGCAGAGGAGGACAUGUGGAAGAAUGACCCAGAGGACAAACUGACCCGUGGAGCUGAACAGCCACCGUGUUUCAAAGCCUCACAACCUGCCCAGACUGACAGCUUUGGAGACCCUUACCACUCAGCUGAGGACCCAUCAGACCCGGGAUCUCUCGUUUCCCCAACAGACGGCUACGAUACUUUCACAGAACAGCAGCUGAACACAAACCAAAGUGGGACAGAACUCAUUGUGAAACACGAGAAAGAGGAAGAACCCGAUGAGAACGCAGCUCCGCUCGGUUCAGGCCACAAAUUUGUGACAGAGGAAGGGGACAAUCGGCUGUGGUCGUCAAAUCUGUGCAGAGAUGCUGGUGAUCCGAGCUUCUCCUAUGCAGGGCAACAGUAUGAGCAGAUUCCCACAGUGUUCACACCUCACACUGGCCUGCAUUUAGAGGAUAUGGUACCCAGAAUUCACUCAGCAGGGAAAUCGUGUUCUGUUGUGGUGAAUACAGCACGAGCGAAAAGACGAACCAGAACGUUUGGAUGUAAAAGACCACAGACAGAUGAGGUACACAGUGCGUUAUCCCAGAUUAACUCCGUGGAUCAAAGCUCGAUUCCUCAGCACUCGCACCAUCAGUACAGAGACUCUGCACCUCCUGUGAGGAACCCAGUUGAGGAUCUGAUGGCUCCAAAUCCAGCAGCCUCCUCCCUCUGUGGGCACAGCCGCAGCGGCUUCAGCCUCACGAGGAGGAUGCGGACGCCAUGGAGGUCCAGCAUUGGUGAGAAGAGGUUCAGCUGCACAUAUUGCGACAAAAGCUUCAUGAGGUUCAGUCAGCUCAAAGAGCACCUGAGGAGUCACACGGGGGAGAAGCCAUUCAGCUGCCUGCAGUGCGGCCGGAGCUUCACCAAACAGUGCAACCUUAUCAGACACGCGGUGGUCCACAGCGGGGAGAAGCCCUACGAGUGCUCUCUGUGCGGGAAGUGCUUCACUCAGCGCUCCAGCCUCAAGUCUCAUCAGAAAACAGCACACUGAGUUUAGACUGGUUUAUUUUAUACAUCUGAUUGCUGUGCUUGGUAACUUAAAGAAACAUUCCAAGUUCCAACUCCAAAGUCUUUAACUGGAGCUGGGAAAAUAUUGAUAAAACUGUUGUAGUAGAUUAAUCUUACUUUUUUUGAUCAAUCAAUUAAUUGUUUUGUCUUCAAAAUGCCAGAAAAAAGUAAAACAUUUCCAUUCUUGUCUCCAACAGACCAUGGUGACAUCCUCAGAUGUCUUGUUUUGUCUGAGCAACAGUCCAAAACCCAAAGAUGUUCAGUUUAUUAUCAUGUGACAGAAAAGUAUCAAAUGAUCAUAUUUGAGAAUGUUUGAUUAAUUGAUGAAUCGACUAAUCACUGAAGCCCUGAUUAAGCUUAAAGUGGUUUUAACUACAAAUCAUGUGUACUUUCAAAUGAAUGCCAUAGUAUUUUCUCUAUUGUUCGCAAAACCACUGGUUUGGUCCUUGAAAUGUUUUUGAAGGCUCCAUUACUGUUUAAUGAUGCAGAGCUCAUCUGUUUUAACUGAGUUAAAGCAACAAUGAGCACCUCAACUAUUUUGGUCAACAUAUAAAUGUUACUAAUGUCAUUUCUAUUAUAUCUUGUGUAUAAAUAUCUUUGGAAAAACA
Molecule: messenger RNA, 2421 nt
Organism: Lates calcarifer (barramundi perch)
Lineage: Eukaryota; Metazoa; Chordata; Actinopteri; Centropomidae
Exons: 4
Coding region: 393-1796 (467 amino acids)
Biological process (GO): regulation of transcription by RNA polymerase II
Molecular function (GO): DNA-binding transcription factor activity; RNA polymerase II cis-regulatory region sequence-specific DNA binding
Source: RefSeq, a predicted model, not a curated record